CCCCUCGGAACGUCCCCGGGAGCCCAGCCAGAGCGAGCGCCGGGGCCGGGCGCGCAGGAGUGAAAAGGAGGCGGCGGCCGCGGCUUCGAGCAACAGAUCCGGGCGCUGCGGGCAGACCCGCUCUGCUGUUUGGAGAAUUUUUUUAUUUUAUUUCAAAACAAUUUAUUACAUUUGAAAAUCUUGCAUUUUUAAAUGGCGCUGGCUCCGGGUCAGCGGGCGGUUUUCUCUGCAUCAAGAUGGGCUUUGCCGUUUCCUUCGUGGGCACCACUGGUGGCCUGAUUGUCAGUCUUCUCCCGGCGUUUUUAAGGCCAGGAGCCGAGCGUUGCAUGUAGGCGAACCACCACCCUACAGAGCGGUUUGGCUUUUAAAAUUAUUGCUGUUAUUAUUUUGGGCAGAGAACAGUCGAUCUCGUGCACGCCGUGCCCUCUGCAGAGGAGGCUGCCGGUCGGAGGUGGGUCGCUCCGAGGGUGAAAUUCCUCCCGGGGUGAGCGAGCCCCGGCCCCGCGCGCAGUCCAGCGGCCCCGCGUGUGUGUCCUCCCCCUGCCCGCGCCGGGAAAAUGGAGGCUGUGAUUGAGAAGGAAUGCAGCGCGCUCGGAGGCCUCUUCCAGACCAUCAUCAGCGACAUGAAGGGGAGCUAUCCAGUUUGGGAAGAUUUCAUAAACAAAGCAGGAAAGCUGCAGUCCCAGCUUCGGACAACAGUAGUAGCAGCAGCUGCCUUCUUGGAUGCCUUUCAGAAAGUGGCUGACAUGGCCACCAACACACGUGGUGGUACCCGGGAAAUCGGAUCCGCUCUCACCAGGAUGUGCAUGCGGCAUAGAAGCAUAGAAGCCAAGCUGAGGCAGUUUUCGAGUGCUUUAAUUGAUUGUCUGAUAAACCCACUUCAAGAACAGAUGGAAGAAUGGAAGAAAGUGGCCAACCAGCUGGAUAAAGACCACGCAAAAGAAUAUAAAAAAGCCCGCCAGGAGAUAAAAAAGAAGUCCUCAGAUACGCUGAAACUGCAGAAGAAAGCAAAAAAAGUGUCAAUUGUGUAUCCUGCACUUUCUCACCGUGCGCCACCCCCGCCAGUGGACGCUCUCGGGAGAGGUGACAUCCAGCCUCAGUUGGACAGCGCCCUCCAAGAUGUCAAUGAUAAAUAUCUCUUGUUGGAAGAAACAGAAAAGCAGGCCGUCCGGAAGGCUCUGAUUGAAGAACGAGGCCGAUUCUGCACCUUCAUCUCCAUGCUGCGGCCAGUGAUUGAGGAAGAAAUCUCAAUGCUGGGGGAAAUAACCCACCUUCAGACCAUAUCGGAAGAUCUAAAAAGCCUGACCAUGGACCCUCACAAACUGCCCUCCUCAAGUGAACAGGUGAUUUUGGACUUGAAAGGUUCUGAUUACAGCUGGUCCUAUCAGACGCCACCCUCUUCCCCCAGCACCACCAUGUCCAGAAAGUCAAGUGUCUGCAGCAGCCUGAACAGCGUCAACAGCAGCGACUCCCGGUCCAGCGGCUCCCACUCGCAUUCCCCCAGCUCGCAUUACCGCUACCGCAGCUCCAACCUGGCCCAGCAGGCGCCCGUGAGGCUCUCCAGCGUGUCCUCCCAUGACUCGGGAUUCAUAUCCCAGGACGCCUUCCAGUCCAAGUCACCGUCCCCCAUGCCGCCAGAGGCCCCCAACCAGUUGUCUAACGGGUUUUCUCACUGUAGUUUAUCAAGUGAUUCCCACGUGGGGCCCGUGGGUGCAGGCCUUUUCCCCCACUGCCUGCCUGCCUCCCGCCUGCUCCCUCGGGUCACCUCUGUCCACCUUCCAGACUACGCUCAUUAUUACACCAUUGGGCCCGGCAUGUUCCCGUCAUCUCAGAUCCCUAGCUGGAAGGACUGGGCUAAGCCGGGCCCCUACGACCAGCCUCUGGUGAACACUCUGCAGCGCCGCAAAGAGAAGCGUGAGCCGGACCCCAACGGGGGAGGACCCCCUGCCGCAGGCGGCCCGCCUGCCACUGCCGAGGAGGCUCAGAGACCGCGGAGCAUGACUGUGUCUGCUGCCACCAGGCCUGGUGAGGAGAUGGAGGCUUGUGAGGAGCUGGCCCUGGCCCUGUCGCGGGGCCUCCAGCUGGACACCCAGAGGAGCAGCCGGGACUCGCUUCAGUGCUCCAGUGGCUACAGCACCCAGACGACCACCCCGUGCUGCUCUGAGGACACCAUCCCCUCCCAAGUUUCAGAUUAUGAUUAUUUCUCCGUGAGUGGUGACCAGGAGGCAGAUCAGCAGGAGUUCGACAAAUCCUCCACCAUUCCGAGAAACAGUGACAUCAGCCAGUCCUACCGACGGAUGUUCCAAGCCAAGCGCCCAGCCUCGACCGCUGGCCUCCCCACCACCCUCGGACCUGCUAUGGUCACCCCAGGGGUUGCAACCAUCCGCCGGACCCCUUCCACCAAGCCUUCUGUCCGCCGGGGGACUAUCGGAGCUGGCCCCAUCCCCAUCAAGACACCUGUGAUCCCUGUCAAGACCCCGACCGUCCCAGACCUCCCUGGGGUGUUGCCAGCCCCUCCAGAUGGGCCAGAGGAGCGGGGUGAGCAUAGCCCCGAGUCGCCAUCUGUGGGUGAGGGCCCCCAAGGUGUCACCAGCAUGCCCUCCUCAAUGUGGAGUGGCCAAGCUUCCGUCAACCCUCCACUUCCAGGCCCGAAGCCCAGUAUCCCCGAGGAGCACAGGCAGACGAUUCCAGAAAGCGAGGCUGAAGACCAGGAAAGGGAUCCCCCAAGUGCCACUGUCUCCCCAGGCCAGAUUCCAGAGAGUGACCCUGCAGACCUGAGCCCGAGAGAUACUCCACAAGGAGAAGACAUGCUGAACGCCAUCCGAAGGGGCGUGAAACUGAAGAAGACCACGACAAAUGAUCGCUCGGCCCCUCGCUUCUCUUAGGCUCUCUUAGUCUCACAAGAAACGCUGCCAGUGGGGAAUGAACUGUUUAAUUAAUAAAACCUAAUUUGUCUUGAUCCAUUCCAAUCUAUAAUCAAACAAAAGAUUUUGUAGGCAACUCAGAAUACAGCUCUUUUGAAAGUACUCAACACCUUUAGAUAAGAAUUAAAAGCAACAUAUGUAACUGACAUAAUCUUGAUCUUUUAAUUUGUAAAUAUUGACAGUUUUCUUUCUGCACAUUUUAAUCUUAGUUUCCCUUUUGAUUUUUCUGAAGGUGCCAAAUUCCAUUUAACUUUUUUACAAGUCUUUGUAAAAUUUUAAAUGCAUAAGGGAGGGGGGUUGGGGUAGGGGAACCAUGAAGUAGUUAAUUUCAGAAAAGAAUUUACUAUACUUCACUCUCUUCUUUUUUUUCCGCAAGCUUUUGUAGAUGCAUUGUAGUAGUCUAGCUUAGAAGCAAAUUCAAGUUAUUUUAAUGUACAAACAAAAUGGGUAAGAGGUAAAACCCUCAGUCAAUAUACUAUGUUCUGAGGGGAAAAGCAGGAGUAACAGUUGAUGAGCAAUAUUCAGAGUGAAGUAAAUCUGGAAAUGGUAGACUGUGUUGGGAUUGGGGGGAGGGCCAUGGGAGGGGCACACUGUCAACAUAGCCGAUCCUGUCACAUUUAAGAGUAGCCUCGUAGGUUGAAUUUCUAGUAGCUUCAUGGUAAAUGCAUCCGAAUAAGCCAUACUGGAUUGCAGUGUUUGUUUCUGUAGGGUGUUUAAGGACUUCCUUUCUCCCACGAUUCCUCUUGACUGCACACAGCACCCACCUCCAAUCCCGUGCAUGCUGCUGCCACUGGGUAGACGUAGAAUGCCCCACCUCAGUUUCUCGUUGAUCGUACUCACUUUCAUUGAAUCCAAAUACAUCCAAAAGGGUAAGGCAGUUUAAAAAAUGUGAAAACAUUUUAAAAUGAUAGCAGGGAAUUCUUAAGAUAUAGCAAAUGCCUUUUACUUAACUGUGCCCAGCAGGCUGGGUGCGUUGAAAAGCCCAAAUAUUUUGAAAAAACUCGAGUGGAUUUAACAAGGGUAACCAGCUUAGAGUCCAGCAACUUGCCAAUGUGUUUACCAAUUUAGGGGCUUGUUUUUCUUACCUUCUUUUAAAUCAAUAGCAGUUAUAAUUGGCUUCAUAUUAAACACUGAAGAGAGGGGGAUUUGUUCGUCACUGGGAAUCUUGACCACUAUACUGUCCUUUUUUUUGUAUUCUAGGUAAUGUUUUUUGGAAUGGAUUUGUCUUUUCUUUUUUAAGUGGAAGUUAAAUUUGUUAUAAUACCCAUCCCUUAAAGCCAACAGAGAUUUGUAGAUUUAAAGGGAUCACCUUUGGAGAAGGCAACAGUGUUUAAAAAAAGAAAGCAAGCCCUCUUAGCAGUUGUGUCACCCAUUGGUGACCAUACUUCUCGAGGACGAGGAGUUUGGUGGGUCCCACAACCCUGCAGAUUUCUGUUGGCUCUGAUCCUCAAUGACAUAAUCUUAUGCUUUAAUACAUAACCGCAUUGGAUGUGAGAGUAACGUACCUGUAUAGUCACUGUUCUAUAUAUUAACAUUUAACACUGCUGUGAUUGCUCAAGGACAUUUUAUGUUAUGGCUUUAAAGCAAAGGCAUGAUUAUUAGAAACUAUUUAAGCUUUUUUCUUUGAAAAACAAGCUCCUUUUACAGAAUAUAAGCAACAGUAGUGCCUGUGGUUUAGCCCACCAAUCUUGAUGACUAAAAGUAGCUGAUGCAUUGUGCAUAUGAUGCUUGAGAUGGUUUUUGCAAAAGCAGAAAUCGCUGCAAGGUAAUCACAAUAGAUAAAAGUGGUAUUUUAAACCUUUUGAAAUAAAUGGAUGUAACUGUACCUUGGUACAGCUUUUCACUUGUUUAGUUUUUAAACGUUAGUAUAAUCGGAAUAAAUAUAAAAUGUUGCCAAAUUCAAUGUAGAAAGAAUGUGACAAGACACCUUGGGUAGUUCUGUUUGUGUUUUUGCAUAUUGUAAAAGCAGUGUCACAGCUAAAAAUAAAGAAAUCCUUUCUAAAGGUAAAUUAUUGUGGUUUAGUUGCUAGUUUGUACUGAGAGUUGACCUCUCCCUGUGCAGUUUUUUGUUCUAAACUUGUAUAAAUAACAAUUGUGUAAUGUGUCUCCCUUCUACAUUGUAACAAUUGCUUCAGCCCACGUUAUAAAUAAAGAACCACUA
Microcebus murinus (gray mouse lemur) is the source of this 5085-nucleotide messenger RNA. The record is from RefSeq and is a predicted model, not a curated record. Lineage: Eukaryota; Metazoa; Chordata; Mammalia; Primates; Cheirogaleidae.